UCGGAAUCAUUGUCGGAUCGGAGCGGCGGAUCUCUCGGGACGGACGCACGGCGGCGCACACGGGACGAUCGCGCUCGGUUCGUGAUCGCGCACGGUUGCAUAAGACUUUCCAGCCCCAGCUGGUUCGGCAGCAGCAUCAGCAGCACUGGCAGCAGCAGCAGCAGCAGCAUCCGUCUAACCAGCGAUACCAGCAAGGGUCGACUUGGCGUGUGUGUAGCGUGCGAUUCGUGUGAAAAUUCCUCCUUUUGCCAAUGCCGUACCGCCUGUAGUGUGACGUCGUCGUUGUGCGAGUGCGUGCGAGCGUGCGUGUGUUUGGGUGCGUGUGUUUACUAUUUACCCCGGCGCCGUCAACAUGUCGAUGAAUCCGUGCAAGACCGGCGAUCGCGAGAAGGAUCAGAACAACAAUUUCGUCAACGCGACCGCUCACGGUGGUGCCGGUGUGGACCGGGAAAGACGGGCACGCCGAGCAGCGGCAGCAGCACGAUCAGCAGCCAGCGAGGAUCAGCAGCUGAUGCGCAACGGUAACACCAGGAACCACAACCAGCACAGUGGCAACGGCAACUGCUACCAUAACGGGCACCAACGUCAGAACGGUGACGGUCACCACGGAUCGGUGGGAGUCUCUGCUACAUCCACUGUGGGAGCACCGGGAGGAGGCGUCGGUAUCGGUGGGCCGCAUGUAACCGCCAAAGUGAUGUGGGGCAAUGUUAGUGCCAUCAAGGAGCUGCGUGAUAAGGAGCAGAGCGAGCGACAACUCGGCACUCGGGCUGCAGGACGUCGCCAGUGAG
Anopheles darlingi is the source of this 788-nucleotide messenger RNA. RefSeq lists its product as uncharacterized. The record is from RefSeq and is a predicted model, not a curated record. NCBI's taxonomy places the organism in Eukaryota, Metazoa, Arthropoda, Insecta, Diptera, Culicidae. Bases 353 to 787 code for a protein of 144 amino acids. The transcript has a single exon.